Molecule: messenger RNA, 7485 nt
Organism: Planococcus citri (citrus mealybug)
Lineage: Eukaryota; Metazoa; Arthropoda; Insecta; Hemiptera; Pseudococcidae
Product: fatty acid synthase-like
Exons: 37
Coding region: 93-7097 (2334 amino acids)
Biological process (GO): fatty acid biosynthetic process
Molecular function (GO): 3-oxoacyl-[acyl-carrier-protein] synthase activity; fatty acid synthase activity
Source: RefSeq, a predicted model, not a curated record
UCUAUACCUACGUUAAACAAAGCAUUCAGAAGUGACUCAGUUGUCGUGCUGUGAACUACCUACUCAAUAAGACUGAAAAUUUUUUCAAAAAAAUGGUAUCGUAUUCGUCGAAUACGUCGUUCGAAUAUGGUAGAAAAUUGGCCACGUGCAAAGAUGAAGAUCGAGUGGUUAUUUCAGGAAUAUCUGGGACAUAUCCGAGUUGCGAAAACAUUGCGGAACUGGCAGAAGCUUUGUUCGAAAAAAGGGAUUUAAUAACAGAUAUGCCAGAAAAAAAAUUUAGCGUGGGAAAGAUAAAAAAUGUGGAAAAAUUUGACGCUCAGUUCUUUGGUAUUACUCAAGAACAUGCCGAAUAUAUGGAUCCAAUGUGCAGAAUAUUAUUGGAAAAAGCAUACGAAGCCAUAACAGAUUCAGGCUACAAUAUAAAUCAUUUUAGACAAAAAACAGUAGCUGUAUAUGUGGCCAGCUGUUUUAGCGAUGCUGAAGUGGAAAGCACUUACAGAACAGAUAUAAAAGGAGCUUUAAUAUGUGAAAGAGCUCAGUCAUUUUUAGCCAACAGGAUUUCCUAUUGGUUGGGGAUAAAUGGUCCAAGCUGUAUAGUCAAUACAGCGUGUUCUUCCAGCUUAUACGCUUUUGAACUUGCUUAUAAAGCUAUUCGUAAUGGAGAAUGUGAAGCUGCUUUGGUAGGAGGUUCGAAUUUAUGUCUAGCUCCUGGAAUGGUCAACCUAUACUCUAAUCUUGGAAUCACCAGUCCUAGAUGCAGAUCUUUUGAUAAUGCUGCCAAUGGAUUCUGCCGAUCUGAAGCCAUCAGUAUUGUAUUACUACAGAAAGUCAAACAUGCCAGAAGAGUGUAUGCGCAAGUUAUGCACAUCAAAACUAACAAUGACGGGUACAAGAAGCAAACUAUUUUAUUCCCAUCGUCCACAAUGCAGAAAAAACUUAUCAAUGAGGUUUACGAAGAAUGCGAUAUUCCAAAGUCUGAAUUAUCGUGGGUCGAAGCUCAUGGAACAGGGACUAGAAUCGGAGAUUAUCAAGAAAUGGUAUCACUGGAGACUUUAUGCCAAGGUCGAGAUAGCACUUUGCUAUGUGGAUGUGUUAAAUCUAGCAUUGGUCAUACUGAAUCCACCUCAGGAUUAUGUUCCAUUGCAAAAGUCAUCAUAUCCAUGGAAACUGGAGUUAUACCACCCAAUAUUAAUUUCCAAGAGCCUCAGAAAGGUAUUGCUGCUCUUCUUGAGAAUAGGAUUAAAGUCAUCACUGAGAAAACUCCUUGGAAUGGAGGUUAUGUGGCCAUUAAUAAUUUUGGAAUAGGAGGAUCCAAUGCUCAUCUUUUAUUAAAAUCUAAUUCAAAGGAACCAAAUACAUCAUCUUCAUCAGAUUCAUUAUACUUGGUUAACAUAUCUGGGAGAACAGCAGACUCUGUGAAGUACAUCAUUGAUUAUCUCAAUUCCAUUCCUCCAAAUCCUGAGCUUGUCAAUCUUCUGCAUAGAGUCCACAGUGAAGAAACUCCUCUGCACCUUUAUCGAGGGUUUACUGUACUUGGAAAAAGUCUAACAACUCGUAUAGAGCAUCUUCAGAAAGUCAAACCUGAUAAAAGGCCAAUUUGGUUCAUCUAUCCUGGAAUGGGGUCACAAUGGAUUGGAAUGGCCAAAGAUUUGAUGAAGCUGGAUCUGUUUAGAAAAUCCAUUCUAGAAUGUCAUAAAAUCUUAGUUCCAAAGAACAUUAAUUUGAUAGAGAUUUUAACCAGCAGCAACAAAAUCAUUCUUCAGAACAUACUUUACUGCUUUGUUGGUAUCACAGCUAUGAUGAUCUCCUUGACUGAUCUCUUGGAAUCUAUUGGAAUCACUUUCAAUGGAGUUAUUGGACACUCUUUUGGAGAAAUUGGAUGUGCAUAUGCUGACAAGUGUUUAACCAAGAAACAGACUCUAAAGGCAGCUUAUUACAGGGGCAUCACAAGUUUAGAAAUGAAGACAAUCAAUGGCUCAAUGGCUGCUAUUGGUUUAAGUGGUCAGGAUAUGAAACUCAGAUGUCCAUCAUCAAUCGAGGUAGUUUGCAGAAAUGGUGCCAAAAGUUGCACGAUUGCUGGUCCAGCAGAUUCCAUGAAAGAACUCAUCAAGGAUUUGAAAACAGAAGGAAUAUUUGUCGCUGACAUUUAUUCAGCUAAUAUAGCUUUCCACAGCAGAUAUAUCAGCAUAGGAGGUCCAAUAUAUAGUAAAUAUCUACAAAAGGUAAUCAAAACUCCCAGAGAAAGAUCUCCUAGAUGGAUCUCAUCAUCGGUUGAUGGAGACAAAAGUAUCUCAAUAGGUAAAUUCUGUUCGGCUGAAUACUUUGUGAAUAACUUCCUGUGUCCUGUCAACUUUGAAAAUGCUCUGAAGAAAAUCCCAAAUGGUGCGGUGACUAUAGAAAUAUCGCCUCAUUCCAUACUAAAGCAUGUGCUCACUGAAACUUUGGAUAAAAGCAUUAUAAACAUAUCAUUACUGAACAAAACUCAUCCAAACACCUUGCAAUUUUUCCUGGGAUCUUUGGGCAUACUGUACGAGCAAAAUAUUGAUAUGGAUCUGACACCAUUGUACCCAGCCGUGGAAUAUCCUGUCAGCAGAGGCACUCCUAUGAUUGCUCCUCUAAUAAAGUGGUUCCAUGAUGAAGACUGGCAUGUGCCAUUUCAGAAUAUAGAUUUUGAAAAUAAAACAUCAUCCCAUGGUAAAUCUUUCAAGAUUGAUUAUAGCAACGAUAAAUUUCUAUUUUUGCAAAACUGUGUUGUAAAUGGAGUCAACAUGUUUCCUGAAUCUGGGUAUUUGAAUAUUGUUUGGGAGACUUUCACGGAGCAGAGAACACAUGGACACUGCAAAUCUGUGAUUUUUAGCGAUAUAAAGUUUCAUAAAGUUGUGACAAUUCCAUCAAAAGGAUCAUUGAAUUUUAAUGUGAUCAUAACUCAUGACCAUGGUUAUUUUGAGGUUUUACUCCAUGAAGAAGUUGUUUGUGAUGGAUACAUUGAUACUCUACCAGAAGAAUCUGCACAGGGGAUCAUGGAGGAAUCAGACCAAGACAUGAUGUUCAUAUUGCAAAGUGCUGACAUUUAUAAAGAAUUCAGAAUCAAAGGAUAUGCCUAUGUAGAUAAUUUCCAAACAAUUUUACACAGUAAUUUGGAAGGAACCACUGGUCAGAUUAAAUGGACCAAAGAUUGGAUUCUGUACUUGGACUCUCUGUUUCAAUUUUUCUAUUUUUCCAACAUAAAAAAUUCUUGCAUUGAAUUGGUCAAAAAAAUAGAUGUGAUCAAAAUUGAUAUCUCAAAGCAAUUCGAAUACUCCAAAAAAUUUGAAGAUGCAAUCACUGUUUCCUUGGAUAAAAAUAAUAUUUAUUCAGGCGGAGUUUCUAUAAAAGGAAUGAACACUCAGGAAAUAAAUCGAGAGGUAUGCAAAGAUCCUGUGCUACAGAAAUUCCAAUUUGUCCCUUACUUCAGUGAAAAAAUUUUACGAAUGAAAGACAUUAUCACAGUGCUAGCAACAAUCAUCCUUGAGAAUACACUGCUUUUGAAAAUAAAAGCUUUCGAGAUCAUUGAUCCUAACUCCGAAGUACCAAUUAUAUCGAGAGAGUUGGAUGAGUUUUUCAAAAAUAUAUCAUUUUUUGAGAUUGAAAUCACUAUUAACGAAUUUGAAUCUCUCGAGUCAUAUAAACUUCCACCUCAUUUCAAAGCGGAAAAAAUUGCAGACCUUCAAAAAGAAUCAGUUGAUCUCUUCAUCAUACCAAAUUUAAUGCAAAAUAUUCAGGAGCAUAUUCAAAUCAUUUCCCACUCAAACUCUGGUACUUUUAUAAUAUCUCGUGAAAAGAAAAGUUCAUUCAAGACCAUCCCAGGUUUAGAAAUGGCAGCUUCAUACUCUAUUCAAAAUGAAAAAAUUGUAUUAUGGCACAAAGUAUCCAAUUACACAACUCCUCUCAUUUUACAAAUAGAAGAAGACUCCUUCACAUGGGUUGAAAAAUUGCAAAAAAUAUUGAAACAAAACGUGGACAAAAAAAUCAUUAUUUACUCAGAAUAUAAUUUAUUUUCGGGCAUCGUAGGAUUUUUCAAAUGUAUCAGAAGGGAACCUUGUGGACGUAAUUUGAGAUGCUUUUUAAUAUUGGACGAUUUCGUACCUUCAUUCUGUAUCAAAGAUGGAUUUUAUAAAAAUCAAAUUCAAGCCGAUUUAGCGAUAAAUGUGUAUAAGGAUGGUAGCUGGGGAUCUUACAUACCCUUGGAAAUGGACCCUCUGCCCAGAAUAUCAACACCACAUGUUAAUUUGGACAUUUCUUAUCAAAAUGACGAUCCAGUACUGAACUGGGGUAUAGGAGAAUUACACACUGAUCCUCAUCAAAACAAAAAUACUCAUGAUCAUUACAUAAGAGUUCAUUAUGCAACUUUUCCAGAAAAUAAUGAUAAUCAUGAAUCAUCUGCGAAUAAAUCCUAUGGGAUUUACGAAUUUUCUGGUACAACUACUCAAGGAAACGUGGCCGGAAUAUCAUUUAGGAAUCGAAUAUCCAAUUUUAUUCCAGAGGACGAAUGUAUAUAUUGGACUAUUCCACCAGAAUAUUCAUUAAAAGAGGGGUUAACAUUACCUAUAGCUUAUCUAACGGUUUCGAUGAUUCUCACCGAAAUAGGCAAAGUGGAAUUGAAAACAAUGUUAAUACAGAAUGCAAUGACACAAGCAGGCCAGGCUGCGAUAAAUUUAUUUUUAAAAUAUGAGUACGUUGUAAUGACCAUUGAAAAAAAUUCCAGUCAAAAAGAGGAAGUGGAACGAAAAUUUCCCGAAGUUCGAAGUUUUUAUGAAGGAUCCUUCUUGAAUGAUGAAGAAAAAAUAAAUAUUCUUUUGUUAACCGAAAUUGGUCCAGAAAUUUUUGAUUUAAUGCAACUUGUGAGUCCUCGAGGAUACAUCUUUUAUGUUGGAAAUGCAAAAAACAUAAAUUGGAAGUAUUUAAAAAAUAUGCUCAUUGAAGGGAAACACUUCCAAGUGAUCAAUUUAACAAACACAAUCAAAGAAGAUCGUGAAAAAAUAACCAAAUUGAAAUAUUUCUUGAAUGAAAAAAUCAAGAACGGAUUCCUUCGACCAUUGGAAAGGAAAUCGAACUAUUUCACAGUUCCUGGAUCCAUCAAAAGGAAUCUCAAAAUAAAUGAUGAAGCCACUGAUGUAAUCGUGGUAGGAAACGAAGAGACACACGAGGCAAUCCCCAAGUUCAUCUGCAACGAAGUUGACGUUUACAUCGUCUGUGGAGGCCUAGGUGGCAUGGGUUUUGAACUGACAGAUUGGCUGGUAGACCAAGGAGCCAAAAAACUAAUCCUGGUGUCCAGAACAGGCAAUUACAACAGCUACCAAUUGAGGAAAAUGUCUGCAUGGCAAUCUGACGGAAUAUUCAUAAAAAUAUCCACCGAUAACAUCGCUACCUCGCAAGGAGUUGAAAACUUGCUCAAAAGUGCCAAUCAAAUGGGAGUAGUUUCGGCCAUAUUCAAUACAACGCUGAUCCUUCAAGAUGGCUUAUUCGAGAACCUAACCGAAUCAGAUUUCCAAUCCGUAGCCAAUCCCAAAGCAAUAGCUACAAUUCAUUUGGAUAAAAUUUCCAGAAUAAUGUGCCCUCAGCUGAAACACUUCGUCGUAUUCAGUAGUAUAGCUUGUGGCUAUGGUAAUGCUGGUCAGACCAACUAUGGGUAUGCUAAUUCAGUCACUGAACGUGUCUGUGAAGUGAGAAGAUCCCAGGGAUUGCCAGCUUUGGCAGUCGAAUGGGCUGGAGUUGGAGAUGUAGGAUACUUGAGACACAGUUCGCCGGAUAAAAUACCUGGUGGAACACUCCUGCAACCAAUCAGAUCUUGUUUACAAACAUUGGAAUUUUAUUUAUGCAAUUCUCAACCUGUAGUGUCGAGUUUCAUUGUUUCGGGGAAGCAGGCUGGAACCAGCAUUAAAUCAAAAUAUGAUACGAUCUUUACCAAAAUACAAGCCAUUUUGGAUAAAGCUGAUUCAGAUGUUCCUGAAGAUAAAACACUAAAAGACUUGGGAUUGGAUUCGAUCACUGUAACAGAAACAAGACUCAUAUUAGAACAAAAGUUUAAUUUGAAGAUGAGUGCAGAAGAUAUACUAAAUUUAAAGCUGUAUGAAUUAUGGCAACUUGAAAAGCAACAAAAAACUUUCAAAAAUACACCAGCUGAACCUUCAAAAAGCACCUCAAUUCGAAAUAUAUCCAUUUUGGAGCAACUCUACACCAAUAUGCUGGAAGUUCUUCCAUUAGAAACAGAAAUCACUAAUAUUUCCCCUAUUGUACGACUGGAAUCCUACUUACAUGAAGGGAAAACACACUAUGUGGCAACUGACCAGGAACCAACCAUUUUCUUUUUUCCUGGAAUCGAAGGUAUGGCUGGAGCUAUGUUAUCUUUAUCUAGACAUGUGGAUUUGCAAGUGCUAUGUGCCCAGUAUGAUUUAGGUGCAUUUGAUGUCAAGGAAAUCGCUUCAAAGAUAUUACAAGAAAUAGAAAGUAAAUUAGGAUCUCAAAAAAUCUUCCACAUGGUCGGACACUCUUUUGGAGGAUUGAUUGCUAUGGAAAUAGUUCACUGUUUAGAACAAAAAGGAAAAACUGGUUAUUUAUACCUCAUCGACAGCUCACCGAAGAUUGUAAAAUACAUAGCAAGUUCCCUCUUUCAUAAUGAAGGAUUUUAUGAAAAUAUUCUGGGAUUUGUCAGAGCUUUAAAAACCAAUUCAGAUAUUCUAGAGUUUCAGAAAUCACUGACUAAUUAUAAAGAUUGGGAAUUUGCUUUAAAAUUUACGAUGCAAUCUUUGCCUGAUAAUUUACCCUUUAAAAAAGAAAUUCUAGAGAGUAUUUUGAAUACAUCGUAUCAGCGCAGUAGAACAAUUCACUCUUACGAUGGAAUCCCAGAGAAAUCUAUCAACUCUAAGGUUUUGUUUUUUAAACCAAAAGAAGAUAUUUUUUCAAUUUCUGGGCAUGAUUUAUCAAAGUAUUUCACACAACCCAUCGAAGAGUAUAAUAUCAAUGGGAACCAUUUCACGAUGCUGAAAACAACAGAGCUAGCUCACUACAUAAUGACUUUCUACAGACAGAAUACCAAUAAAGAUAUCAAAUAUGGUUGAACGUUUACAACCUUUCAACCCAUUAAAAAAUAUAGAUAACAUUUGUUGAUUGCCUCAUGUUCGUGAUAUUAUAAAUACCAACUGAAAACACAAUCAACGAUGACUAGUUUAGUCCAAAUUCUUCAACAUAUCCAUCCAUUUCAAUCCACUUUUAGUAUCUGCUGCAGGAGUAUACUCGGUACCAAUCCACCCAUCGUAAUUCAAUUGUUUAAGUAGCCCGAAAACAUAUUUAUAAUUAACUUCACCGACGGAAUCAGGUUCAUGUCUAUGAGGUGCUUGAGCAAUCUGAAUAUGACCGGUGUACGGGAGUAGAUUUUUAAUAUUAUUCGUUAAAUUACCAGUUAUCAUUUGUAAAUGAAAUAAAUCCAGCAUGAGUUUGAUGGACGGA